This is a messenger RNA of Talaromyces amestolkiae, 1227 nucleotides long. RefSeq lists its product as uncharacterized. Gene Ontology annotation, biological process: polyketide metabolic process. The record is from RefSeq and is a predicted model, not a curated record. The transcript has 4 exons. NCBI's taxonomy places the organism in Eukaryota, Fungi, Ascomycota, Eurotiomycetes, Eurotiales, Trichocomaceae. The coding region runs from base 1 to 1227 and encodes 408 amino acids.
AUGUACGUCGACGUCAGCAAGCCGCCUCCCCCGCUCCCCGUGCCUCGCUGCACAACGAUAAGUCCUGGAGUCUCCCUUCUACAACCACUGUCUCGUCGAGGAACAGGACCUGGCAUGAUCAUUGUCGUGCCGGACUCGACUCAAUCAAACCUUUCGAUCAUUGAUGGCGUACCCUCGCCACUGAUCAAAUGGGCCGAGGAAAGCUAUACGGUUGUCGAGAUUCAGGAAAGCGCGUUAUCUGCGAACAUUCUGCAGCGGGCAAUCGAGGCGGUUUUCGAGUCGGGUAGUUGUGUGACAAAGGAGAAAGUCGGCCUAGUUGUAUACAGCGGCCAUCUGUGGAAUCUUGUAGCUCCGUUGCUGUCAUCCACAACCGAGAUCUCGGGUGUAGUCAUCUACGCCAACUCAGCCGAGGAGCCUUCGCUAUCAGAAUCUCCGAUUCUGUGUCUGAAACAUCUUUCCGGAAAGCCAUCUUCUACAAGCGACAACAUACCCACGAACCGGCUAUACACUUACCCCAGCGCAAAAUCGUCCUCCUUCGCACUCCCGUUCCAAGAUGACUUUUCUUACUCUCUUGAAGCACUAUCACACACGCGAAACCUGACCUUUUUAAAGCCAUUGAUUAAUGGCCCCUACUUUGACCUAGAGCAGAUUUGGGAUGAGCAUACCUAUUUCGAGUUUGAGAAUCGGUCCGUUGAGUGGACGAUGAGUACGAUGGUGCAGGAGCCGUAUGUUAAUCAUAUUCCAACUAUGACCGGCGGCGUUGGCCGAGAGAAAUUGUCGCAUUUCUACGCCAAUCACUUCAUUUUUAAAAAUCCGGCAGAUGCAGAGAUGGAAGUUAUCAGUCGCACCGUCGGUAUAGACAGGAUCGUCGACGAAUUCAUCUAUAAGAUCACCCAUGACUGUGAAGUAGACUGGCUUGUUCCCGGCAUUCCUCCAACAGGCAAAAAACUCCAAAUCCCAAUGACAGCAAUAGUCAACAUCCGCGGCGACAGGCUGUAUCAUGAGCAUAUCGCAUGGGACCAGGGCACAAUUCUAAGUCAGCUGGAUCUGAUGCCAGAGUAUCUUCCGUUUGCGUAUCCGCUUGUAGGUCAAGAAGCCAAGGAGGGAAAGAGACUUGAGAUCAAGGUGCCCGUGGCUGGUGUGACGACGGCGACGAAGAUGAGGGAUCGGAAUGCAGUGGAGUCGAAUGACUUGUUUGAGUUUAAGGUUCGAGAGGUCGAGAAUUGA